CGAUUCCAGAUCCGAAACCCAAACCCAAGAAAAUUUCCGCCGAAAAUUUUACCAGAUCCCGCGCGCGCGCGCGAUUUUCGCGCGCUUUCUCCUCUCACCCUCUCCCCCUUCCCUUCUCCUCCCCCAUUCGAAAAUUUUCAAACCCCCUCGGCGACCAAACCAGAGCGCGGGGGGGCGAUGGCGGUGCGGAGACGGGGGGCGUCGGCGGUGGCCGUGCACGGCGGCGGCGGCCGGGUGCCGAAGCGGGCGCGGGUGACGGCGGAGCCGUCGCUGCUCGACGUGCGGGCGUUCCCGGGGCAGAAGGAGGAGGGGGAGAAGCAGCCGGCGCGCGGCGGCGGGAAGAAGUCGUCGUCGUCGUCGUCGACGUUCCGGGCCCAGGUGAGGGGGUUCCUGGCGCGGUGCGCGGUGGCGGUGCCGGCGUCGGAGGCGGGUGAGUUGUCGCCGGGCAUGUCGUCGUGGCACGUGGGGUUUACCACCGCCGGCGGCGAGGCGGUGGCGGUGAUGGAGGUGGUGGAGGAGGAGGUGGCCAGGGCCAGGCGGGUCUACUGCGAGCACUGCACUGUUGCCGGCUGGAGCAAGCACCCUGUUUGCUCCAAGAGGUACCACUUCAUAAUUCGCAAUGAGAAUGAAACUGGCACCUCCAAAACCUGCAGGCGUUGCGGGUUCAUGGUGGCACUGCAGGAAACAAGAUGUCCGUCCUGCAACCACGUUGGCCUCUCACGGGAUGAUCCGGAAGAUUGGGACUAUGUGCAGCUGGAGAGUCCACGGCAUCUGCUGCAUGGCAUAGUCCAUGAAAACGGGUUUGGCCACCUUGUUCGGAUUAAUGGCCGUGAGGGAGGCUCCAGCGUCAUGACAGGAUCCCAACUGAUUAACUUCUGGGAUCGGCUCUGCAGAUACCUCAGGGUCAGAAAAGUCUCAGUGAUAGAUGUUUCGAAGAAGUAUGGAGCUGACUACCGAAGCCUCCAUGCUGUUGCCACUGGCUGUUCUUGGUAUGGCCUGUGGGGAUUCAAACUUAGCAGCGGAAGCUUUGGAAUCACACCUCAAGACUACUCCAAAGCUGUAGAAAGCCUAUCCUCAGUGCCACUCUCUAACUUCUUCCCUCACACCCGAUCUCCACGAAACCAGUUACAAAAUACCAUUGCAUUCUACCAAUCUCUCUCAAGGCACCCUCUCACCACAAUCCGUGAACUGUUCGCCUAUAUAAUGGAGCUUGCCACCGGCAAGAGUGUGCACAAAGAGAAAAUGGCAUAUGAUGCCAAUUAUCAAGAGGAAUUCCCUGAAGAGGAAUUACAGCGAGCAACAAACAUUGCUCUCAAAAUUCUCCGUGCUGCAGAUAGAUGGGUUGCUACACGGACACUAAAGGCAGUUACAUCCCAUCCAAUUGGUUCGCCACAGCUGGUCGAUUACUGCAUCAAGACCCUUGGUGGUACAAGAACUGACGAUGGGAUGGUUGUUGCAAUUCGAUGCAACAGUGAGAUGAACACUGUAGAGUACAGGCUUACGACUGAAACCCUCUUCCCACCAAACAACGUGUGCACCCUAACCCAAGACCACCUAUUCCGUGACAUCAAGUUCUUGUAUGAUGCGCUUCUCUACCCAUACACAAUGCAUCCUUAUAUGCCAGAAGAAAAUUAUCAGCAUGCCAAGAGGUCUGCAAUGAUCCUUUUGGACUGCAAGCAAUUCAUCAAGCAUUAUGAUCUGGAAGAAGACUUCUUACCUCAAAACCCAUCCCAGUUGCACAUUUGGUGCCAAGUGGAACUAGCUGACCAGGUUGAUGAUCCACCUUGUAUCCCAGCAGAGCUCAUAACUCUUCCACAGGCAGCAACUAUCGCUGAUCUCAAAGGGGAGGCUGCGAGAGCAUUUCGAGACAUCUACCUAAUGUUACAGAGUUUUGUAGCUGACCAGCUUCUUGAUUGUGCAACUGCAAGCGACACAACACAAAUCAAGCUCUUGUUUGGAGCAAAGGGGGCUGUCCACAUCAAAGGCAGGUGCAUUGGUGGUGAAAGACGGUUUGCAAUUUACCGGAUGGAGAGGGGUGUGGACAAAUGGACAGUUAAAUGCUCCUGUGGAGCAACGGACGAUGACGGUGAGAGAAUGCUAUCCUGUGACACUUGCCAUAUGUGGAUGCACACUAGGUGUGCUGGAAUCAGUGAUUUUGAUAGGGUUCCAAAGAGAUAUGUAUGUAAAUCAUGUAAACUAACCCACAAGCCGAAGAGCAGUGGUCCUAGGCUCAUGUAUAGUAGUGCACCUAACAAAAGAUGUAAGACUGGCACAGGUUCCUUUAGCAAUGCGGCUGAAGGAUUACUGUGGCCUCAAAUCAGCUAACAUGUACAUAACGAUAACAAGGAUUCAUAUGAGCCAUGCCAGUUUUUCAUGGCUGCAAUUAUGUAAACAUUUGUAAUGGUAAGUUGCCUGAUGUCUCAUGAACUUAAUUGAGAAAAAUUUUAUCAGCA
This is a messenger RNA of Oryza sativa Japonica Group (Japanese rice), 2453 nucleotides long. Its product is annotated as PHD finger protein At1g33420. NCBI's taxonomy places the organism in Eukaryota, Viridiplantae, Streptophyta, Magnoliopsida, Poales, Poaceae. The record is from RefSeq and is a predicted model, not a curated record.